AUGCGGACAACAGGCGAUUCCGUAACUGAGGCAGCUCCCGAAGGAGAACUCGAUGGGACUGCGUGGACACCAGGCACUGGAGUUGUUACAGGUUGCAGGCGUCGAGUCACUUCGGCGGUUACGGAGCUGACGAUCUCUUGGAGCUGUUGGGGCGUGAUAGCCGAGGCUGGAGCAAGAGGAGCAGCUGUUGCUGGCCGAGGAGAACUGGACGAAGGAACCGUCGUGGUUGUUCCUGAGGCACGGGGCGCUCGAGCGCGAUGGGAACGGCGUGCUGGUGGUACGGCUACCGAUACUGGUCGCUGAGCACGUUGAUUUCGAGUGGCGGCCAUGGUAAAAUUCCUGAAAAACACACUCAGAAACGUAGUGGGAGAAUACUAAAAGCUUAUGAAGUAUAAAAUCUAACAAGAUAAAAUAAAACUAAAUAUAUAGGCUGGGUCGAGCAUGGCACACAACGAAGUGGCCGCACCACUCGCCCAAUAAAACGCCACUAAGAAAUAAUGAGGACGUAGCCUCAGAUUAACACGUGUGAGGACGUAGCCAUCACAAAUAAGCGAGAAUAAAAUCUCACAAGGAUUAUAAAGUAUGGAGUACUUCUCCAAAUAAAACAUAUUCUGUGUGGACGUAGCCAACACCAGAAUCAAAGUGUGAGGGCGUAGCCUCGUGCAAGAAAAAAUCUAAAUAGAAUUAAACAGUAUCUGGUGACAUAAAAGUAUAAAAGACAUACAACCAAAGAUAACAGACUAACAACUAGGAAGGCUUGCUAAAGCUUUAAGAAUAGCACCGCAAUAACUGCGAUACAGCGUGUAUUGCGCUCUACGAUUGAAAUGAACACCGUCUGUUACGCGCUGUAAGAAUCCCUUAUGACUCCAGCAAAAAACGUUGGGAACACCUUCCAGAACGACCUCUAAAUAUUGGUUCAAAAUAAACGCCUGCCUGUUGAACUCCGGGGAAGCUGCCCGAUGUGUAAUUAGGCAAACCCCUACUAUCUGAACAUAAGGGAGCUGAAGUAAAAGAUGAACGAGGUCAUCGAUUUUGGAACCCACUACUUUGGGUUUGCUAUGGCUAAGGUCAUUAGUACCCACUUCCAGAAUUACAAUGGCAGGCCGAAAUGAACGAACUUUAUCUAAAUCGAACGCGAUCAACUUGUCUACUGUGCGUCCCCCAAUUCCAUGCAAUUUGACGGAGGCCCUUUUUAUAUUAAAACUAAUGGCCGCACGGACGUCGAAAUUAGAGCGGAAAUCGCGAUGGAGACGUUUGACAAACGAGUGUCCAAAAACAAGAACUUUUGGGCGUGACAAUUCCAUAAUACCGAAAUUAAAAGUAUCAAAAUAUAAGAAUAAUAUAAGAAUAAGAAUAAUUGAAAAUCUCACCUGUAUAAAGGUAAAAGAAAGAAGUCCAAAACGUCAAAGAAAAUUCGUAUGUCUUCACUCGAUCACGAGAAAGGUUGAAUUGAGAAGUGAAUAACUUUGCUUUGCUUUUAGUAGCUAAAAUUUGGCCGUGACUUAAUGUUUCUUACGUAGGUAAAAGCACCGGAAUUUCCUUCUCCGCCAAGUCCCACCUUAAUCUGCCACAAUCCAAUCUAACUAUUUCCUACUUUUAUCUUAUCACUAUAAUUCAGGCUUGACAUAAAAAACCAUAUUUCCGUAGGAAAUAUUUUUAUUUAUGUUACUUACGAACAUUUCCUGGUUUAGAUAUUGAUGAAUGCGCUAUGGGAAGCGACAAUUGUCAUGAUAAUGCGAAUUGUACAAAUAAAAACAGUUCCUACACGUGUCAAUGUAAGGAAGGUUUCACUGGAAAUGGCGUAGAUUGUGAAGGUAGGAGAGAAAACUGAUUUUUUUUUCAAUAUUCAUUCUGAAGAUGUACGAAAUAUGUACAUCUUUAAAACGUUUUAUAGAACUUCAGAUGAACCAUUUAAUUGCAGGGCCUUUAUCUUUGUCAGAUUUUUUCCUCUCCCUUUUCAAGUUUCAAACGGACUAUAUUUUAAUUUAACCUUCUUCAAUUUAGUGGAAACAUUAUUUUUAAGCAAAGGUAUUAGCACGUCGUUUUCCGGUCAUCGGAUCACGACAAAGCCUUUCUCAUAUAAAUGAGUUUUAGUGUGCAAUGUGAUUAUAUAUGCAUAUGAUUAUCCACUUCAUGCCGACGGUCUUCUGAAAGAAUAAUUUUCAUUCUAGGAUGUGCUGCUCUCUUGUUGUCAGAAUCACGUGAAGUUAAUAUACUUCUGCGUGGAUCUCCACAGUUGAAUUAUUCUGAGAAUCAAUUUAUUUUUAAACAUGUUCAACUGUAUAUAAAACUAACUAAACGUUUCUCUUAGUCUAAGUUAUAAGUUAUAAGUCAGUCUGAAACCCGUCUAUCUCUGCAAAAUUUAUUUUAUUCUUUUUUGUUGUGUGUUACAUCUGUUGGUUAAUAUUGUAUAGAGUGUGUAACAAAAAUCAUGUAAAUGUUGUAUGAGCCCCAUAGAUGAGCCUUUGUGCUCUUGGGAAAAUGCAAAAAAAAUCUAUUAAAAUAUGUUUAUAUAAAGAAAAGUGCUGCUCAAUGAAAUAUAAUAUCAAUGGUAAUAACGGUAUGGCCAGUUUCCCGAGUUGAAAUCAAUUUUCUUCAAAUAUUGAAACUUGUAGAAAAUAUGAUUAUUUUCACACGUGCAUGGCAAUCAGAUAAAUUUCGAUUGCCACCCCAUAAAAUACCCAACACGUUAUUUUGUACACUGUGCAUGCAUAAUUAGCAGCUUAGAAUCUGUUACCAAAAGUUCCAAUAUUUUACUGUACUUUGCAAAACAUUCAUCGACAUCCUUUUCCCUCCAUUUUCUGUUGUUUUUCUAACUGCAUGCCUGGGUCAGAGUAAUGGUAUAACUCGCAUGCUAUUUUCACAUUUGAGAAUUUAAUUGAUAUUCCAUGGAGUGGCUAACGAAGUUAAAAUGGCCGAUAAGGGUGAAAAAUAUCCAAGAAAUUGGUUACUCGUUUUUUAUUUUUUUUAUUACGACCUCCCUCUCGAAAAAUCCGGCGAUAGAGCACUAUUGAUAUUGUCUCUAAUGAUUUAUGAAAUAUAUGUUAUAUUAAUUUUAGAUAUUGACGAAUGCGCUGCUGGAUCUCAUAAUUGCCAUGCUGAUGCGAACUGUACUAAUACAACUGCCUCUUUUACCUGUGUGUGUCUUGAAGGUUUCAGCGGCGAUGGCGUAAAUUGCCAAAGUAUGAGAAAUAUCUUUUUUAACUAUAAUCUUUCUAUGAAAUGGAAUUUUAGUGCAUGUAUACCUUUCGCUGUAGAGCGCUUUUAAUCAGACUAAACUUUUUCAGUAUUUCUUUAUUACAUCGGUAAAGAAUGAUUGACUGGGGGAAUAGGUAUGAAGAUGUUUUAUCCAUCAUGCAGAGACUACUUCUUACUUUGAAUUGCUGUAA
Molecule: messenger RNA, 3389 nt
Organism: Paramuricea clavata
Lineage: Eukaryota; Metazoa; Cnidaria; Anthozoa; Malacalcyonacea; Plexauridae
Source: the annotation of a GenBank genome assembly